Syngnathus acus (greater pipefish) is the source of this 2216-nucleotide messenger RNA. It is a transcript of the gene narf, whose product is annotated as nuclear prelamin A recognition factor. The record is from RefSeq and is a predicted model, not a curated record. Gene Ontology annotation, cellular component: lamin filament. Lineage: Eukaryota; Metazoa; Chordata; Actinopteri; Syngnathiformes; Syngnathidae. The transcript is spliced from 12 exons. Gene Ontology annotation, molecular function: lamin binding. The coding region runs from base 286 to 1680 and encodes 464 amino acids.
CGCAUGCGCUGCUGCUGUACUGUUGUUCACCUCACCGGGUGCGACGAUGUCAAUAGAUAUGAUUGGCUUCGGAUUGAGAAAUUUCGAUUCCUUUAAAAACAUUUAUUAUAAAAUAACGCCUGAGUACUACACGGGUAACGCCGGCCAGUGAUUGCUUAUAUACUGACCCGCCCUAACCGCCUCGCCAAGCCCUCAGCGGUGGUGCUAUGCGUCUCUUCGUCGUUUUCUGGUGCUUUUAACAAAGUCUGAACCCGACCUUUUCCAUAAAAUAACCCGAGGUAACUGAUGAACAAAAUGUCUGAGCUCAGCAUUGGGAAACGCAAGGAAAAGUGUGAAAACUGCACCAAGCAGUGCAACAAGAGACAGAGCGAUGGCGAUGUCAGCUCACACCAAAAUGGAGAGCAAGUCAAUGGACAGGAGAAUAAGAGCUUACAGUUGUUGCUGAGUGCUUGUUUAUCCUGCGAUGGCUGUAUGUCUGAGGAGGAGAGCCUGAAGAUCUCUCAACAGAACUUGAUGGAGAUAGAGCAGGUUUUGACUCUCAAUGAGAAGUGUGAUGUGACAAACCACAGAGUUGUGGUAGCAUCAGUGUGUCCACAAUCGCUACCUUUUUUCGCCGUCAAGUUUGGCGUGGACAUCGUUGAGGCCGCCGGUAAACUUUGCGGUUUUCUCAAGAGCCUUGGUGUGCAGUUUGUCUUUGAUACCACUCUGGCAGCAGGAUUUAGCAUCAUAGAGAGUCAAAAAGAGUUUAUUCAGAGGUAUCACAGGAGGCACCAUGACUCCCAUGCUUUGCCCAUGUUCACCUCCUCCUGCCCAGGUUGGAUUCGCUAUUCCGAGCGUAUCCUCGGGAGUUUGGUCACACCUCACAUUUGCACAGCAAGGUCUCCGCAGCAAAUUAUGGGAUGUCUCGUCAAAGACUACUUCUCCAAACAGCAAAAACUAAAUGCGGACAAAUUGUACCAUAUAGUAGUGGCGCCUUGCUUUGACAAAAAACUGGAGGCUGUCCGAGAAGAGUUUUACAACAGUCUGCUGGAGAGCCGGGAUGUGGACUGUGUCCUCACCUCAGGGGAAAUCUACUACCUGAUGCAACAGAAGAAGGUUUCAGCAGAGGAUUUGGACUCUUUUCCAUUAGAUCACGUGAUUGGAGAAAGUGGAGACCCGGCCCUGGUUCGACACGAAGGUCGCGGUUCUGAGGGUUUUCUAGAGCAUGUGUUCAAGCAUGCUGCUAAGGAGCUUUUUGGUCUAGAUGUCCACGAGAUCACAUACAAAACCCUCAGGAACCGCGACUUUCAAGAGGUGAUAUUAGAACGAGACGGCGAAACGCUCUUGCAGUUUGCCGCCGUUUACGGCUUCAGGAACAUCCAGACCUUGGUGCACCGCAUGAGGAAGGGACGAGUACCUUACCAGCUGGUGGAGGUGCUGUCCUGCCCAGGAGGUUGCUUAAGCGGCCGCGGUCAAGCUGAGAAUGAGACGGGUGGCGGCGUAGAUAAACAACUAGUCCAGCAGAUGGAAGAAGUCUACAGCAGCCUGCCUGUCACUCUCCCCGAGGUCAACCCCGCUUUGCAGACCCUUUAUCAAGACUGGCUUCAGGGCCAGGAUUCCCAGCCGGCAUGCAAGUUACUGCACACCCAGUACAGGAGUCAGAGUCGCACCCCCUUACAGCCACCUCACAUGCAAUGGUGAGGAUGAGGAAACAUGACUGGACACCAUUUGAUUGGUUCAGAUUCUCUUCACAUAAACUCUUACAACGAUAAAUUAAGGACCAUCCAAUACCUUGUAGCAAGUGAGCGCAGGACUCACAAGAUGUAGUUCUUCCAUUUGUCCGCUGGAGGGCGGUGUGUGUCUGUGGAAACGAGGGAUAAGUUAAAAAAUACUUUCAAAUCCUACAAAGAUGUGUUUAGCGAGGUGGCAAGUGUGAUGUAGUUGCUGUUGCCAAGCAAUAAGCCAACGAAAACAACUUUUAGGACUUUUGAAGUCAAUGAACUGAUUGGUACGUUUGUUGUCCUUGCUGAAAAUAUACAGCAGCAGAGUUACAAAGAUAACUAUGCAACUGAUCACCUCAUUCCAUCAGUACUACUACGACAAACAUUUUUUAACGUACUGUAUAUGUUAUUAUUUUACAAAAUCUGGGUUCAGCAACUAAAAAGAGAUGAUUGUUUUUUUGUCCUUUACAUUGUACACUUUGUUAUUCCAUAAAUACGUACAUUAGCACUGAAUUA